AAAAACAGCUGUCAACCGGGAACAGAUGUAAUGUCACAGAAAGGCGGCAUGAAAUACUGAAAAUAUUUAUAUUUAUCGUUUACUUUAUUUAUGUAAUGUUUUGUUACUACGAUGUCGGUGCCGUUUGAUAUGUUGCUUCAUCCAGAACUCCUGACUAAUGAGCAGUUGAUAUGCAUUAUACAAGAGAGGCAUUUAAGAGUUUCAAACCUAAGGCACAUGCGAAGAGAUGAGUUAUUGGACAUAUUUCACCAUUACUGCGUGCCGUACGGGCAAAGAAAAUACAGGGAUUCAGGCAGAGGCAAAUUGCUCAACAAAAAUCGCCCGCUUAGCCCGGAACCGACAAAAAAACUUAAUAAAAUUAAUCAGGAAGUCAAACAAAAUAAUCUAAACCGUGAUAGGUUGAAGCCGCCUCCAGAAUGUAUGUCUAGUUUCACAAAGAGGUUCAAAAUUGAGACAACAAUCACACCAAUAUCAAAUAAAGACUGUUACAGUGUGAACAAAAGAAAAAUGAGUGUUGAUUCUGUGACUGUAACAAAUGACUGCCCUCCACAAAAAAAGGAAAGAAAACCCAUAACAUGGCCGUGAAGUAGUGGAAAUCAUAAAAUAUAAUAAUUUAUGCGUUUAAAUGGAAGUAAUUGCUUCACCAAUAAGCAUAAAUGUUAGGUCUUACAUGUUGUAUUGCCAACAUUAGCCAAAUUCAAGAAUAGAAUACUGGCAAUGGCUUGAAUUCUAUUUUCAAUUUAUCAAUCAAGGCCAACCAGUUUCUUUUAAAAAAAAUAAUACACGUACAACAGCAUCACACACAGCACACAUUCAAUCGCACAGCCAACACACACACAAUCAUACCACAUUAAACACACAUACAACCCGCAAUCAAGACACAUAGGCUAGCACUUGGCUUCGGCCCGUGCUAACCUACAAAACCCGGUAGAUAACUGCCGAGAUACAAAAAUGUAUAACAACAAAUAAUAAUGUUUCUAUUAAAAAAAAAAAAACUAGAACUCUACAAGGAAUGCUGUGAAAUAAUUAAUUGUAAAUAUCAAAAUUUCUUCAAUGUUGUUAGGAAAGUAUAGAUUUUCUACAUAUAGAUUAUUCAAAAAUGGAUGAAAUGCAAGUUCAGUUAAAAUUAUUUUUAAUACCAUUUCAAUUUAUCUUUGAAACAUGAAUUCUGUAAUGAGUAUGAUAUUAUGAUGUACAGUUUCUUCUGUGAAUACACUGACUUGCCAGUAAAAAAAAUGAGCAGCUAAACAAUAAUGGUGGAUUCAAAUGUAAAAUAGAAUAAUUGAAAAGUAAGAAUUUGUUUAAGUUAAGUUUGCAGUUGAGUGAGUAAUAUUAGUGAAAGUGUUAGCAGAAUCAAUAUAUCAAUGGAUUCAAUAUGUUACAAGUACAUUAAUUUAGGAAAAUAAGCUUUCAAGCCUUGUUGAUUGUUUAUUCUGAAGCUUGUUAGAGUUAGUAGUCAGAAUAUUUUAGUGUAUAUUAGCAUCCUUUCUUUCAAGCCUUUCUGGAACAAAUCUUAUCUAUGUUACAUAGUUACUAACAAGAUAUACAUAAUCAUUGAAAAAAAGAUAUCCUUCAGUUACUAUAAGGUAUGCUAGACUAUGAAAUUAAAAUAAAUAUUGCUAUGUAAAGGAUAUUAUUUACAUUUUUGUAAAUAAGAGUUGAUUCCAAGUCAUUGUGCUCUAUUACCCAAUUUAUUUUCUACUUUUGUAAAAAUAAGCUUCAAUCUUGUUUCUACUAGGCAACUAGAGUUCCUGCAAUGUUAGAUUUUAUUCCAAUUGACUUGUACAUAUUGCAGUAAAAGUUAUUUUUUAUGAGUGAAAUCGGAAAUACAUGAAGUUUUGUGAUA
Molecule: messenger RNA, 1846 nt
Organism: Helicoverpa zea (corn earworm)
Lineage: Eukaryota; Metazoa; Arthropoda; Insecta; Lepidoptera; Noctuidae
Product: ashwin-like
Exons: 3
Coding region: 112-585 (157 amino acids)
Biological process (GO): embryonic morphogenesis
Cellular component (GO): tRNA-splicing ligase complex
Source: RefSeq, a predicted model, not a curated record